AUGGCUUCGGACCCGAAGCGAGAGAAGAUCGGUGACCGGCCAUCCUCGGACCGGUCCGAAGCCGAGUUCGCUCACAUGGAUCACCCCGGACGAGCCUCCGAGGCCACAGCCGUUGAUAAGGAAGAGCAGAAACGGCUAGAGGCGUCUCAAAAGCUGGAGAACCCUCUUGGUGGCUUUACUCCUGAGCAACUUGGUCGCAUGGGUGAAGAGUAUUGCGAGAAGCAUGGCAUCACAGACGAGGCGGACGUCAGAGCGUUCCGCCUUGGCGCCAUGAUCGCUGGAAACAUGAAUAAGUACGAUACUAUGAGAGAGCUGACGGCCCAAGAGCGGGCUGUUCUUGACGGAGAGACUACACACAAAUGGCGUAACCCGAAGAUGCUUUACGCUGUUGUUGCGAUCUGCUCUUUCUGUGCCGUUGUUCAGGGCAUGGACGAGACGGUCGUUAACGGGGCUCAGUCUUUCUAUAAAAAGCAGUUUGGAAUCGGGGGCGAGACUGAGCGGGACACCUGGCUACUUGGUCUCGUGAACUCAGCGCCGUACCUUUGCUGUGCCUUCAUCGGCUGUUGGCUUACAGAGCCCAUGAACAAGGCUUUCGGACGUCGAGGAACCGUAUUCAUCUCAUGUGCCAUCAGCGCAGUCACUUGCUUCGGUCAAGCCUUCGCCAAUUCCUGGUACACCAUGUUCAUCGCACGUUUUCUCCUUGGUUUGGGCAUCGGACCGAAGUCGGCGACCACGCCCAUCUUUGCCGCCGAGACAGCUCCAAAGUCAAUCAGGGGGGCACUCACCAUGCAAUGGCAGCUUUUUACGGCCGUGGGAAUUGCCGGAGGUUACGGCGCCGACUUGGCCUUAUACUAUGUCCCAGACCGCAGCGGCAUCACCGGACUCAACUGGAGGUUGAUGAUGGGUUCAGCUGGGAUCCCAGCAGUUAUUGUUUGCGCGUGUUGCUACCUCAUCCCGGAAUCUCCGCGAUGGUACAUCUCAAAGGACCGCCACGUUGACGCAUACAAAUCAAUGUGCCAGCUCAGAUUCGAAAAGGUCCAGGCCGCCAGAGAUCUCUUUUACGCCAACGCCCUACUUGAAGCGGAGAAAGAAACACAAGCCAUUGGAAAGUCUAACCGUAUUCUCGAACUAUUCACCCGAAUACGCAAUAGAAACGCCAUGACGGCGUCGCAAAUCGUUAUGUUCAUGCAGCAAUUUUGUGGGGUAAAUGUCGUUGCAUACUACAGCACUGAGAUCUUUCUAUCUGCUUCGUUCUCAGAGUUGAGUGCGCUCUCAGCAUCUCUGGGCUUCGGUAUCAUCAACGCCGUAUUCGCGAUUCCGGCCUUCUAUACUAUCGAUACAUUCGGGAGAAGGAAUCUGCUUCUAACUACCUUCCCCCUGAUGGCGUUGUGUCUGUUCUUCACCGGCUUCUCGUUCUUCAUAGAGACAAACCCGGCACGCGUCGCCUGCAUCGCAACCGGUAUCUACCUAUUCGGCAUGGUCUACUCUCCCGGCGAGGGCCCAGUCCCAUUCUGUUACUCAGCCGAGGUUUAUCCACUGUACAUUCGUCCUCUUGGAAUGUCUCUGGCAACAGCUACGACAUGGUUCUUCAACUUCGUUCUGGCUGUUACUUGGCCCUCUUUGCAGACAGCCUUCACCCCUCAGGGGGCUUUCAGUUGGUAUGCUUGCUGGAAUAUCAUUGGAUUCUUCCUUGUUCUUUUCUUUCUCCCUGAAACCAAGGGUAAGACUCUCGAGGAGCUGGAUGCUGUAUUCAGUGUACCGACAAGGAAGUUCGCGCGCUACGGACUAGCGCAGUUCUUCUACUUUUGGAAGCGGUACAUCUUCAGGCAAGAUGUGGGUCCCCCUGCUGUUCCGCACAAUAAUGCGGUUCAGUAUCAUAAGAAUACUUUCGAGCAGGAGAAGCAGAAGGACGCCACGGCUCGUGUAUAA
Messenger RNA from Colletotrichum chrysophilum, 1929 nucleotides. RefSeq lists its product as uncharacterized. Gene Ontology annotation, cellular component: membrane. Gene Ontology annotation, biological process: transmembrane transport. NCBI's taxonomy places the organism in Eukaryota, Fungi, Ascomycota, Sordariomycetes, Glomerellales, Glomerellaceae. Gene Ontology annotation, molecular function: myo-inositol:proton symporter activity. Bases 1 to 1929 code for a protein of 642 amino acids. The transcript is spliced from 5 exons. The record is from RefSeq and is a predicted model, not a curated record.